Messenger RNA from Lathyrus sativus (Indian pea), 1506 nucleotides. The record is from the annotation of a GenBank genome assembly. NCBI's taxonomy places the organism in Eukaryota, Viridiplantae, Streptophyta, Magnoliopsida, Fabales, Fabaceae.
AUGAACGAUUCUAACGGAAACGCAACCUCACCUUCACCAUGUACCGUUUCGAUCCCUCCAUUCUCCGUCAACCGCCGCCGUCUCUCAACUUCCACAGUUUUCGUCGAGCGGAGCCGUCCAGUCUCAUCGGAGAAGCCAAUGGCUUGGAUUUCGCUUCAGGGACGGCUUGUCAAUGCCGAUGAAGCUAGCUCGGCUCGAACCAUUGGUGGUGGCCUAACGGACGAAUUAGCAUUAUCUUGGAAUCUCUUCUCUCCCAUUCAUCGAGUUCUCAUUGUUGCUGUUAUUGGUGCUGCUUCUUCCGUUGAUAGGGCGCAGAAAAAUCAAGAGAUAUUGAAGCUUAAGAAGUCCAUUGAACUUAGGGACCAGGUGUUAUCGAGCAUGCAGCAGAAGCUUGACGAUCUUUGUGAGCAGCUUAACAGUUCUGAAGUGAACAGAGUUGUUGCUAUCAACAAGUUAUCCAAUAAGGAUGGGGAGUUGCAAUUGGAAGAAACAUUUGGCUCCGAGAGAAUUAAGUUUGUUGAUUGUGGUUGUUGGCAUUGUGAAGAACAUUCUUCAUUCUAUAAUGAAUUGAUGCAGGAUGCCAAUAGUAGAAAAGCUUCGUGUGGAAAUGAGGUGCUCCAAUAUAAGUCACCAUUCCCUAACGAAGAACCAGAGGAGAGAAGAAUGUCUGACUGGUCAGAUUUAGCUUCAAGUGUCACAUUUGCUGCUGAUAUCCAGGGUGCCAAUAGUAGAAAAGCCUCUCGUGGAAAUGGAGUGUUCCAAUAUAAGUCACCCUUCUCUAAUGAAGAACAAGAGGAGAGAAGAAUGUCUGACUGGUCAGAUUUGGCUUCAAGUGUUACAUCUGCUGCUGAUAUCCAGUUAAACAACUUGGCUAUAGAACAAGAUAUUUAUAAUCUUAAGAGGGACUGCGAGGAGAAGGAGACGACAAUAAAUGAGUUAACCAUUCUGCUGAACUCUUCUGAGAUUGCUAACAGAAAGAGGGUUGCUGAGUUAGAAGACACUAUAGAGAGAAAGAACACAACAAUUUCAAAACUAAAGAAGGAUAUGGCUGUUCUAGAACAAAAGGUUAUGCAGCUUACAAGGCUUCGUCGACCAUCCUUCUCUGCAAAUAUUUCAAAUGAAAGUCAGUUGCCACAAAUGAGAGAUAAUCUCAUUUAUGAUAUGGACAGCACUACUAGCCCCUCGUCUUCUGAUUCUGAUAGUUCUCCUGUCAACAAUACACAAAAUCUUUGUGCUGAUGCCUUUGUGCCAAACCAGAAUUCCGAUUCUACAAUUGAUAACACAUCUACGCCAGCAAAAAUUGUAAAUUCAUCCGGGACACUCAUUGAACGCCGCUCACAAUCUCGAUACGCCAGUCCUCUUCAAGAAGUUCCAACUUAUCAUAAAUCUAAUACAGCUUCUUCUUCAAGCCAAAAGCAAUUGUCACCUCGCAAGGACUUAAAAAAGAGUAGAAGACGAUCUCUCCCUGGAGCUAAGACUGCGGGUGCACAUAAGAGAUGGGUUUAA